Molecule: messenger RNA, 1327 nt
Organism: Rhodamnia argentea
Lineage: Eukaryota; Viridiplantae; Streptophyta; Magnoliopsida; Myrtales; Myrtaceae
Product: vacuolar protein sorting-associated protein 2 homolog 2
Exons: 11
Coding region: 286-948 (220 amino acids)
Biological process (GO): protein transport; late endosome to vacuole transport; endosome transport via multivesicular body sorting pathway
Cellular component (GO): ESCRT III complex; multivesicular body
Source: RefSeq, a predicted model, not a curated record
CGUUGGACGCUCGUUCAAGCAGGAGCAGGCUCUCCGAGGGAAAAGUCUCUCUCUCUCUCUUCCCUCUCUCUGGCUUCCCUUCUCCAUUAUUGCAUCAGCCAGCGAGCGUGCGAGCGAGAGACCCACGAUCAGCUCAAGACCGCCGUCAUUUCUCACUUGCUGGGCAUCGCCAGAUCGUGUCGGUGGAGAGAACAGGGACAACAUCCCGGGGGGGGGAAGCAUCGACUGGUGUCCUCUCUUUUCGCGUGUCCGUGCGUGUUCCCUGAAGCGAUUUGGGAAGAAGAAAUGUCGAAGAUCGUCAGCAUCUUCAAGAAGAAAACGUCCCCCAAAGAAGCCCUCAGGACCAGCAAGAGAGAAAUGGCAGUUGCCACGCGAGGUAUUGAACGAGAGAUAGCAUCCCUUCAAUUGGAGGAGAAAAAGUUGGUGGCAGAGAUUAAGAAAACAGCCAAGACUGGCAACGAGGCAGCAACUAGAAUUUUAGCUCGUCAACUUGUGCGUCUACGACAACAGAUAACUAAUCUGCAAGGAAGUCGUGCUCAAAUCAGAGGGGUGGCGACUCAUACUCAGGCAUUACAUGCCAGCACAUCUAUUUCUAAUGGAAUGAAAGGUGCAACAAAAGCAAUGGUUGCAAUGAACAAGGAAAUGGUUCCUGCAAAACAAGCCAAAGUGAUCAAAGAAUUUCAGAAACAGUCUGCACAACUGGAUAUGACGAUUGAGAUGAUGUCAGAGUCUAUAGAUGAGGCCUUAGACAAGGAUGAGGCUGAAGAGGAAACAGAGGAGCUGACUAAUCAGGUGCUUGAUGAAAUCGGUGUUGAUAUCGCUUCACAGCUAUCUUCAGCUCCCAAGGGUCGCAUCUCAUCGAAGAAAGUGGAGACUGUUGUGACUAGUUCUGAAUCUCCAGAUGUGGAGGAUCUGGAGAAGAGGUUGGCUUCUCUUCGGCGUAUUUGAUCCAUGCAAUCGACCCUGCACAAAGUUUCUGCAAAGGUUCUCAAGACAAAUCGUGAGUCUUCAAAUCGUCGUGGAGAUGAUCGUAAUAAAAACUAGAUACUAUGAUCUGACUUCCCACGAUCGGAAACUUUCCUGUGGGGUGUAAUUCAUUCUAGAGAUACAACAAUGUGAGGUUUUACAAGAGUUCACUGCCUCAAUACUGUAAGAUUGCUAUUCAGCCUGGGACUGGCAGUCUUCCUGCAACAUCUCUAGCAUUUCCUCCAGCAUGUGGAGCUCUGUUGAUAUGCAUUAGAAGUAUCAUGGUUUAUAAUAAUGUUGAAGCGCUUGAUAUAAUUGACAAUGUCAGAAAAGGAAAAGAUGUGAUGUGCAAAUUGUAUUA